AUGAAAUUGUUGAGGGAUUCCGUGAGCCACGACAGAAGCCAACCAGUCGUUGCUGAAGAGGAAUUGGUGUCAAUGCUCGGACUGAAUCGAAAUACUGAUAAUGAUGACGAUGGUGCAUUGUGGGAGGUAUUGGCGGAACCAACCGCGACAACGACGACGACCUUGAAAGCUGCUGUACUGGUCGGCGGUGCACAGAAAGGUAUUGGGAAACGAGUUUUCGAUACUGUUAGAUUACUACCGAAAAGGCAGUUUUUCAGUGUUUCUGAAAGAGAACUUCUGGCAAAAAUUGCAUCUCUUUUGAAAUGCUCAUUGCUGUCGUGGCACUUAUUUCGCUUUAUGCAUUUUUUCUACUUUUACCCGUUCUUCUGA
Messenger RNA from Gongylonema pulchrum, 369 nucleotides. NCBI's taxonomy places the organism in Eukaryota, Metazoa, Nematoda, Chromadorea, Rhabditida, Gongylonematidae. The record is from the annotation of a GenBank genome assembly.